Molecule: messenger RNA, 2169 nt
Organism: Giardia duodenalis
Lineage: Eukaryota; Fornicata; Diplomonadida; Hexamitidae
Product: High cysteine membrane protein Group 2
Exons: 1
Coding region: 1-2169 (722 amino acids)
Source: RefSeq, a predicted model, not a curated record
AUGAUGACUUCUUUGCACACAUCCCUAGCCAUGAUUCUAGUUACAGUAAUUAUUAAGGCCUCUAUUGUUGCCGGAUGCACAUCUGAUAGUGACUGCGGUGGUGUGUCUGGCUCUUGUACAAUCUCUAUAAAUGAUCUCAAAUACUGUUCUAAAUGUGCAACAGAGAAGGUUCCUAUAAACGGUAGAUGUGUAUCUGCAAAUGACGCACAAGGAAACGUUUGUUCGGCAGCAGGAUGCACUAGAUGUACUAAAGGUUAUUUUCUCCAUUACGGUAGCUGCUUCAACAUCAGCACGGACAGCGCUGGAAGUCUAGUAUGUGACUUUGUUGAUGAUGAGAAUGAGCAACUGGUUGACGGUUAUUGUACUCAGUGCAACCAAGAUGGAUAUACUGAUAAUCCGAAGAAAUCCUCCACAACUCAGUCUUGCAUUGCAUGCUUUGAGUCAGAUGGUACUUCCGGGUGCAACCUGUGCACGGCAAUUCCAGACGAUGGCAGCACAGGCGGUUUUGUGGUCAUCUGUCAUGGCUGCGCUGACAGAGACAAAGUAGCCAUAGACAACAAGUGUGUUCCCAUCGGAGGCGUAGAGGAUGCCCUUUCGGGGUGUGUGCAUUCUACGUCGUCUGGAUCUACAUAUUGUAACCGUUGUGGAGCAGGCUUUCUGCAGUUUGCAUCCACGUGUCUUUUGGCCAACGGAAAUUAUGCCCCCAAAAUCUGUGAAGUAUCCAAUCAGAUUCACGUAGCUGAUACUAUAUGCUGCAAGCAAUGUAAGAACACCGGUUUAGCGAUUAUAGACGGUGAUUGUAGUGACUUUAACCUUAUGUGCACAUGUAGUGGUGGACGGUGUACACAGUGUGCUGAGAAGAAGUUUGUUUACCACUAUGGAGGCUGCUAUCACAGGUACUCCACUCUGGCUAGGUCCAUCUGCUCUGGAGAUGUGGAUGUCGGUGGCAGAUGCCUGCAGUGUAACACAAGCACAGCAUCUGGUCUGUUCACCAAUCCUACUGCGAGUGAUAUGCAAGCAUGCGUUUCAUGUAGCGAUACAGCUAGACAGGGUAUUGCAAACUGUGUGGAGUGUUCAUAUGCGCAAUCCACAUUAACUUGUACGAAAUGCUCUGAUGGAUCGGUUCCUCAAAAUAAUCACUGCAAUGCUGUUACGCCGCCUGGACCUCCCGAGGGUGACUGUAGCAUCCUUGCAUGCAAAACGUGCAACACUACGGAUACGACAAGGUGUGCUGUGUGCCACAUGCGCACCUAUCUUGCUCUUGAUAAUAAAACGUGUGUGAGUAACUGCAGCACUCAGAACAGUGAUGACAAUCACUACUAUGGAGACAGUGCUACUGGUGCCUGCGAGAAGUGCCAUUCCAGCUGUAGGGCUUGUGUAGGCCCUGGAGAAAACCAGUGUACAGACUGUGUCCCGGAACAGUAUGUUCCAGGAUCAGUGGGAAACUGCAUUGCUUGCUCAUCUACCCAGUCUGGCAGUACCUUUACAGGGAUACCAAACUGCAUUCGCUGUUACAAAGGCGGUUACACGACGACUGAGUUAAAAUGUAGUGCUUGUACUACCGGAAUGGUUCCCAAUUUUAAUCAGGUUCACUGCAUCUCUUCAACUUCAUGCUCAAUGAAAAAUUGCGAGCUUUGCCAGACAGAUCCGUCAACGUGUGAUCGCUGUCAGGAGAACUUCUUUCUAGCACCCGACGGAUCCUGUGUAUCCGAUUGCGCGACUCUUGGUCCUUACAUUGGAAACACACAGACCCGGAAAUGCAUUCAUUGCGGCGAAGGGUGUAUGAGCUGUAAUUCUGAUCUUUACUGUACCAGCUGUCAAUCAACCUAUGCUAUUGUCAACAAUAGGUACUGCUUUAAGUGCGAUUCAACGGACAGUGGCUCUCUCAUUAUGGGGGUUCCCAACUGCACCAAGUGCAAGGCUCCGUCCACUGGACAUGGCCCUGUUCAUUGCCUUGAGUAUAGCACCCAACCUCAGAAUGAGACAGGGUCUCGAUCUAAUGCAACAGGUAUCGCAGUAGGGGUUACUAUCGCAAUAUUGGCAAUAGCAGGCGUAAUAGGGUUUCUUGUCUGGUGGUUUGUAUGUAAGAAAAAGACUAAUAAGGUGAACAUGCCUCCAAAACUCUCUAGCAAUUCUUCAAUAGUGAGCUCACGAAUCGGACUAAUGUGA